AUGACUUCAAUCUCGUUUGAAGCUGCUCUCAAGCUGCCCGACAACGACGCGUCCAAUUUACGCCUCUACAAACUCGUCUCUGCACGCGACUUCAGCAGCUCGAGUCUUUCUUCAGUCGCGCAGGACUAUCUGACUAGUUUCUGCGAUCCUGGUCUUUCUUUAAUCCGGCGGCGAUGGAUCGGCAUUGCGCUCGCAGGCAUGCUGGAAAUGCCGGCGGUGGCCACACACAUCGGGGCAUCGACUAAGCGUCUACGCAAUCUGGGAGCCAUCAUUCUGAGCGAAACUGAACAGGAGCAGAUCAAAAUUAUUGCUGGUAUCAUCAUACGGCAGGCACUGGAACAAGGGAUCGAGUACAGCAGGUUCUGGUCCACGGGAAAAGUCGGACACAGCGCGCCGAAUUUUCCGCUCCAGGCCGAUGCCGAAUGGAUGCAGAAGUUCCAAGGCUUUCUCGAUAUUCUGAGCGACCUGGCACUCGCGAGACCAACCAACGAGCCCUCUGUCAUGUACCUAGUGUCACUAUUCGCCACAGAUGGGUUCAAAUGGCGGGAGUCAAGCGCUACGUUCCCUAUCGCGCUCAUUGAGGCUGGAGUGUUGACCAUUAUCGCGCCCGAUGAGUACCUGAAAGACUGCCAGUUUGUAGACAUACCAGUCGAGCACAUUCUGAACACGCGAUCAGAACCGUCGAAACUACACAACUCACAGGCUCAGCGUACAGAGCAUGAACCAUGGGAUCUCGUCAUGACACUCACAUCCGAACCCUGGAGCUACCGUCUCAACUCCACGCAACGCAUUGCGACUGAUCUAUCGCUAAUGUUCAAGCAUUCCGGUGAUGCAAUAGAGUGGGAGAGUUGCAUCAAAGCCCAUCAGAAAGAACGCGAACCUCGUUCGAGAGUGUCUCGAAACUUGCCUAUCGAUGCGAGCUCGCCUUCGAUCCGACAGUCAAACGCAAGAAGAUCGCUUCGAAGUGGCUCCCAGACGCUUCGGACAGAGCGUGUCACCUCCAAGAAACGUACGGCAGACAGUAGCGAUGCGACAGCUCUGCAACUCCAGUCACAGCAUCCAUCGUCGACAUCGAAACGCAUGUACGGCAAAGGAAAGCUACCCCGUGUAUCUCAGGCCACCAAACAGAAUAUCUUCAAAAAGCUCAACUCGGAAGAUGAAGCUCUUGAUAUGCUUAUAGAAAGCAAAAGGAAUACCCACACUACUUCUUCGGACAAAACAAGUGUUGCUUCAUCUCCCCAAAGAAAAUCACGAAGCUCGAAGACUGUCUCGGACAAGGAACCAGCCAAGACUAAUACUAAGGCACGCACAUCGCACAGUAAGGAUGAAGCAGACGACGAUGAAGAUUUCAUACCAACUCAGACGAGGCCGAAAAAGAGGACAAACCCCAAACGCAAAGCAACACCAGACCCCAUGGCCGAUGCCAACCCGAGAAAGAGAUCCCGUAAAGAGCCGAGCAAAGGUACGAAGUCGACUGUGACCGGCGUGAAACAACUGGCGAAAACUCUUCCGCUGGCGAAACCAUCAAAACCUCCAUCAUCCGUCCCUUCGUCACGACACACCUUGAUCGGAGGACUUCUGGGUCUUCAAAGACCUGCCAAGAUCUCCGAGAGCCCGUUCAAGAAGCCAACAUUACCUGCAAGAGUCGCUCAAACACCGUCAACUCCUACCAAACCGAGUAGAAAGCCUGUGGGAGUACCAGUGCGGCCCCAAACCCCUGUGGAAGCACGGAGAUGUUCUGGAGAUGAUGCUUUACACUACAUGGCAUCGUCACCGCCUGUGGCUGACGAGGCCGAAGAGAAUGAUGAGUGGCAUCAUGCGAUUGCUGUCGAGGCCGCAAUGCUCUCCAGCAACAGCAAACCUACCCCCGCGUCACCAAAUGCAGAAUCAACAGCGAUAUCUGGUCACGCUGAUCGUGAGGAUAUAGCCUCGGAGAAGAAGACAGGAGAUUGGCAGACCGCGAAAAGCGACCCCUUUGGCCGACGAUCUGCUGGGAAGAAGGCCACAUCGUUCAUACGCCGACUGACUGGAGAAGGUUCAUUGAACGAGGACAUAGCCCCUGAGAUUGACGUUUCAAACCAGCGGCCUUUGCUAGUCGCCGGUUCUAACGCAACUGAAGCCUUACCUUCAAUUGCAGCGAGUCGACCAUUCCUACAAAAGACGCCUUCGGGUGGGAAAGAGGCGACUCUUACAGAAGGAGAUACGAACAAGGCGCACCCAAAUCCCAAGGUUGCGAGCCUUUAUACGGGCACAACAGAUCAUCAGACACAAGAGUCGAGAGAUCAAGGAGUGCAACAAAAGGACGACACAAGGAGACAUAACGAGCAGGCUGGCACACAUUCAAAGCCCACAGCGCUAUCCAAAGAGAAGACAACGACCCGAAAGGUACCCGGAGAUGCGGUAGGAAAAGAGACGACUGUACCCACCUUGCCUUUCAACUCGCGGUUCAUCGAUACUACUCAGCCAACUGUUCAGGCCGACCAAGAAGCCACUGAAAGUACAAGGAACUUGCUCGAAGAGACUCGGCAGAUCGUGGACCAACCGCAACAACUCAACGAAGGGAUCCGGCAAUUGAACGAUGGUGGGCCUAUCGAGCAGGCGUAUCACGAGGACGAUACUCUGAUCGGUGGCGGUGAAGACAAUCAGGAAGCUGACAAUGACUUCUUCGACGCUUCGCCAAUACAUCUCCAAUCCUCCCCGCCACACCUAGGCUCUUCUAGUAGCCAUAGCUCGACCUCUGCCGUACGCGAGCCAUUAACGGACCCACCUCUACCAACAUCACAAGCAGAAGAGAUGGACUGGGAGGCGAGUCUGCAGCCGCACCAGCGCGAUCUUCAUGAACUGAUGAUAAGGACUUCCAAGCGGGUUAUGCAGCACAUUGUCGGCAACGAGACUAGUGUAGACGACAUCGCUGAGAUGUACGCGCAGGAUGGCGAGCAUGUACUGAGCACCCUGAUCAAGCGACACGACACCGACUACGAGGAUGUCUUCCAGGGUAUGGAGAGCACAAAGGGAAAACUCCGGAAAGAGCUUCAGCGAGCCGCCAAGCAGAUGGCGAAGGACAGAGAGAGGGUCGCUGCUAUUGCUUGA
Molecule: messenger RNA, 3090 nt
Organism: Alternaria arbusti
Lineage: Eukaryota; Fungi; Ascomycota; Dothideomycetes; Pleosporales; Pleosporaceae
Exons: 1
Coding region: 1-3090 (1029 amino acids)
Source: RefSeq, a predicted model, not a curated record